AUGACGGAUCCAGCGUUGGAAAUCGCCGAGACCAUCCAGACCGCUUCGGUGGUGGAGCACCCAUCUGCGGCCCAUGAUCUAAACCCUUCCACCGCGGCUUCGGAAAAGAAGCCUGUGGUCGCAGCUCCGGCCUCCGAUGCUGGCAGCUUAGCAUCAGAUAUUGUCGACCCUAGUCGAAUGUUCCGACCCCUGCGCCGUCGUCCGACAUUGCCUCCCCUGCCAGACUUGCGAUUCGAACAAAGCUAUUUAGCAAGUAUCAAAGACGCCGACACGUGGGGACGGGUAACAUGGAUCACAGUCAGAGAUCAGGUGCUUCUCCCUCUUAUCCAAGGCACCCUGUGGACGCUCGCUCUGUCUGGCUGGCGCUUCUGGAAUCGCAAUGCCUCUCUCAGCGGAAAAACACUGGGGAGCAGGAUUCGUCGAUGGUGGUAUGAAGUAAACAAUUGGAAAGUGCCGCCAGUCGGUUGGACGAAAGAUCCCAAACUGGCCUCACAAGUUGGAGAUGAGUUUCUUCAGUUCUAUGCUGCCGAAUUUUCCAAUGCUGGUUCCGAUUGA
Molecule: messenger RNA, 555 nt
Organism: Penicillium oxalicum
Lineage: Eukaryota; Fungi; Ascomycota; Eurotiomycetes; Eurotiales; Aspergillaceae
Product: DUF1770 domain-containing protein
Exons: 3
Coding region: 1-555 (184 amino acids)
Biological process (GO): mitophagy
Molecular function (GO): mitochondrion autophagosome adaptor activity
Source: RefSeq, a predicted model, not a curated record